AUUUUGGGAAGACAUUUUGGGGUUUGAAAAUGCAGAAUUUUAUAUCAAACGGUGGCCACUGGAUGGUGUACCCUUUGAAGAUGUACUGGUAUCAUUUCCGGAGGCUAUUCCUUGCGGUGUUAAGGUUGCUGCUUAUGGCGGCAAGAUUAUCAUAAAUCCUGAUGAUAGAUAUGUUCUAAAAGAGGGUGAUGGUCUUGUCAUAGCUGAGGAUGAUGAUACCUAUGUGCCAGGUCUCUUACCAGAGGUAAAUAAAGGCCUAUUCCCUAGGAUAACUGAUCCUCCAAAAUAUCCAGAACGAAUCUUAUUCUGUGGCUGGAGACGUGAUAUUGAUGAUAUGAUUAUGGUACUGGAGGCAUUAUUGGCUCCAGGGUCUGAAUUGUGGAUGUUUAAUGAGGUGCCCGAGAAUGAUAGAGAAAAAAAGUUGACUGAUGGGGGUCUUGAUAUAUCAGGACUAGAGAACAUAAAACUUGUCCAUCAUGUGGGAAAUGCAGUGAUUAGACGUCAUUUAGAGGGUCUUCCUCUGGAGACAUUUGAUUCGAUUUUGAUUCUUGCAGAUGAAUCCGUUGAAGACUCCAUUGUUCAUUCUGAUUCACGGUCUCUUGCCACCCUCCUUCUCAUCCGAGAUAUCCAGUCGAAGCGUCUUCCUAAUAAAGAUUCUAGGUCGGUUCCUCUACGGCAUUCAGUGUUUUCUCAGAGCUCCUGGAUUCGUGAAAUGCAGCAGGCAUCAGACAGAUCAAUAAUAAUAAGUGAGAUAUUGGACUCUAGGACAAGAAAUCUUGUGUCAGUGUCUAGAAUAAGUGAUUAUGUGCUGUCAAAUGAACUGGUGAGCAUGGCACUUGCAAUGGUAGCAGAAGACAAACAGAUUAAUCGUGUGCUAGAAGAAUUGUUUGCGGAAGAGGGAAAUGAAUUAUGCAUCAAGCCAGCCGAGUUUUAUCUGUAUGACCAGGAAGAAGUGUGCUUCUACGAUAUCAUGAGAAGGGGUCGUCAAAGACGGGAGAUAGUGAUUGGAUACCGCAUUGCAGCUGCAGAACGUGCUGUGAUUAACCCAGCAGGCAAGUCAAAGCAAAGAAAGUGGUCCCUUGAUGAUGUUUUUGUGGUUAUUUCCUCAGGUGACUGAAAACCUUCUUUAUAUUAAUCAUCACAAAUCCUCUCCAGACAAGCAGCAUUCACUACAAAAGAGGCAAAUGAGGUAAACUUCAACCAGCAGAUUAGGUAGAAAAUAAUAGCAAGAGCUGGUCCGCAUAGUUAAUUUCCUCUAUUUUUUUUGUCUUAUACAUUUUGCCAUACAAAUCGGGGAAAUGAAGAAUGAAAAUUUCCCAUCAUUAGGGAAUUAGUUUUUUGGCAUCCUCUCUUGAAGCACUUGAGUUAUCAAAUAGUGCUUUAAUUCAAAGACUUCUUAUAAAUUACAUGCACAUUAUCAAAUAA
Molecule: messenger RNA, 1425 nt
Organism: Solanum verrucosum
Lineage: Eukaryota; Viridiplantae; Streptophyta; Magnoliopsida; Solanales; Solanaceae
Product: probable ion channel SYM8
Biological process (GO): monoatomic ion transport
Source: RefSeq, a predicted model, not a curated record